Messenger RNA from Cuscuta epithymum, 2824 nucleotides. The record is from the annotation of a GenBank genome assembly. NCBI's taxonomy places the organism in Eukaryota, Viridiplantae, Streptophyta, Magnoliopsida, Solanales, Convolvulaceae.
CCUUCCCUUCCGGUCCCACCCUCCCUGCAAUCUCUCUAUCACACACACCAGCACAACCCUCUCUCAAAGCUCUGCAACCCCCAAACCCCACAAACUUCAGAACCCCAACUUGUAUCUCACCAUUUACACAGUCUCUCUCUCACACACCCUCAAUCAAACACUUGAUGGGCAGCAUUUGAGCCAGGAGGGUGUAAAUCCAAGGUAAGGUUAUUAAAUUUUAGGGUUAUGGACCUGGAUAACAGACCCCCUCCCCACCACAGAACUCCCAGCAUAAGUAACAAUACUGGUGAGCUCCUCGUUUGCUUCGCCUCUCGUUCAUCUUCCUCCAUGAAGCUCUCCAAAUCUAUACUCAGUCCGGGCCGGUCUCGCGACCCCUCCGUCUCUCUCUCCAAUUCUCUCAGCCGGCGGCUGCGGAACAACGGCAGCAUCAAGGCCGGCCAGGCUUCCCCGAUGUUCCCCAAGAAGCGCGGCGGCUCUGCUUUCGAGAAUCCCGAGCCAUCUUCUCCCAAGGUGACUUGCAUUGGCCAGGUCCGGGUCAAGACCAAGAAGAAAGUGAAGCACGCCGGCGGUGGAAGCAGCAGAAGCCUGUCCAACAGACGAAAUGGUGAUCUGAGUUUCAGAAAAAGAUUAGAUCGACCGGGUUCUGCGGCCGAGGAAGACGACGCCGGGAACGAUAGGUUAUCCUCUCACCCCCCCUGCCUGCAGAGGAGUUCAAGCGUCCAUUAUCAGGAAUGCGUUCCUCACAGGAACCAGAGGUGGGUUCAUUUGCCAUUGACGAUUUGCGAAGCUCUCCGAGCUUUUGGUGCGGAGUUUAGCUGCUUGUUCCCAUGCCGGUCUUCGUGUUUCUCAGCUAACAAUGAAAGGGGAAAAGAAGGAAAAGAAAACGGAUCUAAGGAGGGCGGGGUUGACCACAAUGGGACACAUCAUGGAUCGUGUGGGGCGGUGUUCGCGAGAUGGCUGGUGGCUUUGCAAGAUGGAGAGGAAGGAGGAAAGGGUGGAAGCAGGGAGAUUCAGCUGGUGGUGGCCGGGGAUAGAGACCACGGAGAGGAAGAAGAGGAGGAGGAAGGCAGAGAAAGUAAUGCUUCAAUGCUGGGUUCAACAAGGAGGCGGCGGCACGUCUUUGAAGGUAUUGACCUAAAAGACGAAUCUUUUUUUCAAGUUCAGAAAGGUGAUGGGGAAGAAAGUGGAGGUGACAAAGACAAAGGGAGAGUUAGUAUUUGCAUCCCACCCAAGAAUGCUCUGCUUUUGAUGAGGUGUCGAUCUGAUCCUAUGAAAAUGGCCGCUCUAACCAAUCGGUUUUGGGAAACCUCAGAUAUUAAAGACGAAGAAGACAAUGAGGGUGAAGAAGAAGAAGUCGCCGGCCAUGGUGAAGAAGAAGAAAUGCUCAGAUCUGAAGUGCUGUCAAAUGGAUGCGCGAAAGAAGUGUCUGAACACAAUGUAUCUUCCUCUUCAUCUGUUGAGCAUGAAGAGGACCACCACCUUAGAAUGGAAGAAACAUCCAUGGGUGUGGAAGUUCUGUUAACUGAGAAUGAAAUAACUCAAUUGAAUCCAGAAGAGAAAGAAGUCGAUGAGAUUGAGAUUAAAAACGAUGCAGAAAAUAUGUUCAAAAGACUCGAAACAAAUGGCCUGAUUUCAUCAGAUCUAGAAGAAAUUGUUACGCCCUUAUCAUCUUCUUCAUCGGAAUUAAACUUCCCUGAAUCAAGUUGUGAAACAGAGGAAAAACUAGCAACAUUCCACAUAGAAGCUGCCCACCUCCCCCAAGAACCAGAAGAAGUUAAAGUUGAUGGAAGCCGUGAAGAACCCACAAGACACGAACUUGCACUGGAAGAAGGGGAAGAGGUAGUAGAUGGUGGGGUCGAAGAAGAGGAAGGAGAGAAUGUGGAAGAAGAAUCAAACGCACAGAUUGAUGAGAAGAUUAAUUUGAAGAUAGAAGUUAGCGAUGAAGAGGCUCAAGAGCCUGUAGAAGAUGACAGAAAUGUUGAAAAACAGUGGAAGUAUGAGGAAGAGGAGAAGCAUGUUUUGCCAGAUUGUUUACUGUUAAUGAUGUGUGAACCUAAGCUAUCCAUGGAGGUCUCGAAGGAAACAUGGGUAUGCAGCACAGAUUUCAUCAGAUGCAUCCCGCCGGAGAAGCAACAAGUCAAACCACCCAAGACCCACGGCGGCGACGCCAAGAAAAGACUCAUUACUGCAACAGACAACCCUACGCGGCCGGCAGCCCUGCACGACAGGAGCCGCCACCUCCUCCAGCCGCGCCGGUCGUCCUGCUCUCUCCCGCCGAGGUCAUCGUGCUCGCUGCCGCCGAGGUCAUCUUUCUCCCUCCCGCCGAGAUCGUCGUGCUCGCUGCCGGCGGUGGCAGUCCCCGGCGUUUCAAUGGCGAGCAUGAUCGAACAGAAGCUGGUCAAUGCAGUGGCCUACGAGCCGUUCGUGCUGACAAGGUGCAAGUCGGAGCCGAUGAGGACGGCGGCGGCAAAGCUGGCUCCGCCGGAGCCCUGUUGCUGGAAGAACAGCAAGCUGGAGGCCAAAUUCGGGUUCGGAGCUGCGGGUAUCGGGUUCUGACCCGACCCAUCCGAGCUGUCAAAAUUUAAAUAAAUACGGUGUCAUUUUGUCGUAAUGUAUAUUUUCUUGCUUUGUGAUAUGGAUAUUUUUCAACCUAUUAUGUGGAUUAGGAUAUUAAUUUUGUUUUUCAUAAAACGCUAAUUUCCAAUUUCCAGUUUCCUUCUUACAUGUAGUGUUAUUAUUGUGGUCUCCGCUUUGACCGUUCUGUCCCCUGUGUAAGCUGGAUUAUUUGGUGCAAAAUAAAUGUUUAAUAUAUUGUUGUCUUCUU